Cladophialophora carrionii CBS 160.54 is the source of this 1377-nucleotide messenger RNA. RefSeq lists its product as uncharacterized. The record is from RefSeq and is a predicted model, not a curated record. Gene Ontology annotation, molecular function: acid phosphatase activity. The transcript has a single exon. Bases 1 to 1377 code for a protein of 458 amino acids. Lineage: Eukaryota; Fungi; Ascomycota; Eurotiomycetes; Chaetothyriales; Herpotrichiellaceae.
AUGUCACUAUACUCAUCAAACAGCGGCGUCUCGACAGGAAGCUCGCCUGCCCAAAGUUCGGAUUCCUGCGACUCCAUCUGGGCGGGAUAUCAGUGUCAACCUCAGAUCUCUCAUUUCUGGGGCCAAUACUCACCCUACUUCAGUGUGCCCUCUGAGAUUUCAGCCAAGGUCCCCCACAACUGUGAGAUCACGUUCGCUCAAAUUCUCUCACGUCAUGGUGCCCGAGACCCGACCGCGUCAAAGACGAAAGUGUACAAUGAGACGAUCGUACAGAUCAAAGCGAACGCGACGGCCUUCAAUGGCCCAUCCGCCUUUCUUGCCAAUUACUCGUACACCCUGGGCGCCGACCAGUUGACCACUUUCGGGCAAGAUCAAAUGGUCAGUUCGGGCAUCAAAUUCUAUACCCGUUACGCGUCAUUGGCGAGGACAGUAAAACCAUGCAUUCGCUCAUCCAGCGAGGACCGAGUUGUCGAAUCAGCUAUGAACUGGACGGAAGGCUUUCACACCGCUAAACUGGCAGACAAGUCUGCCGCCGGCGGGGAUCAAUAUCCCUAUCCGAUCGUUCUGCAGUACGAAGGGGAUGACCUCAACAAUACGCUGAACCACGCAAUCUGCACCGAGUUCGAGAGCGGCACAUACAGCGAAAUCGGUGACGAAGCUCAAGCCGCUUGGGCUAAGAUCUUCAUCCCGCCAAUCCAGGCACGUCUCAAUGCCGACUUACCGGGUGCAAACCUCAGCAUUGACCAGACCAUCUAUAUGAUGGAUCUCUGCCCUUUCAAUACGGUAGCGGAGGAGGACGGCCUUAUCUCUCCCUUCUGCGCGCUCUUCACUGAGCUCGAAUGGGUCCAAUACGACUACUACGAAUCACUGGGCAAGUACUACGGCUAUUCAUACGGCAACCCGUUGGGCCCAACGCAGGGCGUCGGCUUUGUGAAUGAGCUCAUUGCAAGGCUAACAGACACGCCUGUCCAAGACCACACGUCGACAAACCACACUCUGGACGACAGUCCUGCGACGUUUCCCCUCGGCCGAAAGUUGUACGCUGAUUUCAGCCACGACAACGACAUGACCGCCAUCUUCUCCGCUUUAGGGCUCUACAACGACACCUUGCCAUUACCGAAUACCACGGUCGUCGAGGCUCAAGCUGCCUCUGGAUACAGUGCGUCGUGGACCGCCUCGUUCGCCGCCAGAGCAUAUGUCGAAAAGAUGCAAUGCCACGGCCACCCCGAGGAACUGGUGCGUGUGAUCGUGAACGACCGCGUCCAGCCUUUGACACAGUGCGGAGGUGAUGAUUUGGGUCGGUGCUCGCUGACCAACUUCGUUGGAAGUCUGGGGUUCGCAAAGGCCGGAGGACAUUGGGAUCAGUGCUUCGCCUGA